UAUGGAAGCCCAAGCGGCCUCAUUGGCUUCUUCUUCUUCUAGUCGUCGUCACCGGAGAGAAAAGUUGGCGAUUUGCAAACUUCUUCAUUUUAAAUCGACUGCUUCUCCUCUCUCUCUCUCUCCACCAAACCAAACAUUCUCAUCGUUCGUUCUCAGAUCAGCCAUGGAGGACGAGAUUGAACUCAAAACUGCUCCUGCUGAUUUCCGGUUUCCAACAACUAACCAAACGAGGCACUGCUUCACCCGUUACAUUGAGUUCCACAGGUGCACAACUGCAAAAGGUGAGGAUUCAAAUGAAUGCGAGAGGUUCGCCAAGUACUACCGCGCUCUCUGCCCUGGAGAAUGGGUUGACAAGUGGAAUGAGCAGAGGGAGACCGGAACAUUCCCUGGCCCUCUUUGAUUCAGACAAGAAUCUCUCUUUUAUCAUUUUAAGUUUGAGACCAAAAAGGUCGUGUGGAUGAUCAUGAAAUCUAACUCUUUGUCUUUCGUUAAGCGUUUUUCCUUUGAUGAUCAAUUAAAUAAAUUGGAAUCAGACAUUCUUUGGAUUUCA
Arabidopsis lyrata subsp. lyrata is the source of this 550-nucleotide messenger RNA. Its product is annotated as cytochrome c oxidase subunit 6b-3. Lineage: Eukaryota; Viridiplantae; Streptophyta; Magnoliopsida; Brassicales; Brassicaceae. Gene Ontology annotation, cellular component: mitochondrion; respiratory chain complex IV. The transcript has 4 exons. Bases 2 to 400 code for a protein of 132 amino acids. The record is from RefSeq and is a predicted model, not a curated record.